Messenger RNA from Aspergillus ruber CBS 135680, 405 nucleotides. Its product is annotated as ankyrin repeat domain-containing protein. The annotation marks the transcript as partial. Gene Ontology annotation, molecular function: protein binding. Lineage: Eukaryota; Fungi; Ascomycota; Eurotiomycetes; Eurotiales; Aspergillaceae. The transcript is spliced from 2 exons. The record is from RefSeq and is a predicted model, not a curated record.
AUUGUCAAGCUUCUUCUUGAGCGUGGGGCAAACCCGAACACCGAAGGAGGUCGAUAUGGAUAUGCUAUUAUCGCUGCCUGCGAAAGCGGCGGCGGCGAUGAUGAUAUGCUAAAAGACAAGGCUCUGGAUUGCGUAAACACUCUACUCGAAUAUUGUGUUGAUGUAAACCAAAAGGGGGGCGCAUUGCACACGCCGCUUCAGAUGGCAGCUUACCAAGGAGACGUGGAACUUGUGGAACGAUUCUGCAACCAUGGUGCCGAUAUUCACACGGUAGGAGGAAAGUAUCAUACUGCUCUCCAGGCAGCUGUUGCCGGGGACAGCAUCGAGACUGCCCGAUUGUUGCUGAACGCCGGUGCGGACCCGAACGAAAAUGGAGGUGAAUAUGGAAGUGCCCUACAUGCCGCC